AUCCAAAGAAACAGUUUCCUAUUGCCCAUAAUGCAGCGCGGAACCGGAAACAAGUUCACUUGACAGACAUGGUUGCCUGGUUCUCAGGACGAUAAAGAAGGAAGUGUGAGUGGUGCAUUGCAAUGUAAAAAAAAAAAACAAGCAAACUAAGGAAUAAUAAGUUUCUCCUACCAGCCAUUUUCAUAGAAAGUUUAACACACCAUCUUUUGAUUCCAUGAAUGAAGAAAGUCGGGGCCGCAAGCCGGCCUGCAACAAAUGAACUGAGGGCGCCCGCCUGUCAGUGGCUGCACCACCAUGUCAUUUUUCAAGAAGAAAGGUCGGUCAUGUCUAAAUUAUCAGGAACAUGAGGCAAAGUCCAGACUUUCAAAGACCCUGGAGCAGGUCCUUCAGGACAGCACUGCACUUCCAUAUUUCAUUCAGUUUAUGGAGCUACGAAGAGUGCAACACUUAGUCCAGUUCUGGCUAGAAGCAGAAAGCUUUCGCUCCACCAGCUGGUCCCGCAUCAGAGCACAUAGCUUAAAUACAGUUAAACACAGUUCAUUAGUUGAGCCAGGCUCUCCUUCCAGAUUAAAAGACAGUAUGGAACCAUCAGAACACACCUCCGAGCCUGACAGUGAUACAGAGCAGACUUCUAGUUCACCCAUUUGCAAAGUGAAGGUCUUGAAUAACAGAACUACAAACUCCCCAAACCUUUCUUUAAAUAAAGUUAAUGCCAUCCAUCAUUGCACAUCUAAGAAGGAGUACACAGGAACUCAAGACCUACAGCAACCAUCUUCCACAGUUACAAUACCUAAUAGAAACCAACCUUCCUUUUCAGUAAAAGACUUACAAGGAAAACUUAUGAAAAGUAUCGAACGAGAUGCUGUUAAUAUUUUUACCAAAUAUAUUUCACCUGAUGCUGCUAGACCUAUACCAAUUACAGAACCAAUAAGGAAUGAUAUAGUAGGUAAGAUAUGUGGAGAAGAUGGGCAGGUGGAUCCCAAUUGUUUUGUUACUGCACAGUCCAUUGUAUCAUAUGUUAUGGAAAACGAGCACUUUAGUGAAUUCUUACGCAGUCAGCAUUUCUGUAAAUAUCAGAUUGAAGUAUUGACGAGUGGCACUGUUUACUUGGCUGACAUCCUUUUCUGUGAGUCUGCACUUUUCUAUUUCUCAGAGUACAUGGAAAAAGAAGAUGCAACAAACGUUUUGCAGUUCUGGUUGGCUGCAGACAACUUCCAGGCACAACUUGCUGCCAAAAAAGGGCAGUAUGAUGGACAGGAAGCCCAGAAUGAUGCGAUGAUCCUGUACGACAAGUACUUCUCUCUUCAGGCAACUCAUCCAUUAGGGUUUGAUGAUGCAGUGCGGUUAGAAAUUGAAUCUAAUAUCUGCAGGGAAGGUGGGCCACUCCCCAAUUGUUUUAUGACACCGUUACGACAAGCCUGGACUACCAUGGAGAAAGUUUACCUGCCUGGCUUCUUCUCAAGCAGCCUUUACUACAAAUACUUGAAUGAUCUCAUCAAUUCAGUACGAGAGGAUGAGUUUUCAGCGGGGAGUGCAAACCUGAUUAGCCAAGGGUCUGGUACCCUAACUGAUGGUGAAUCUGGGUCUGGCAUUGCUGAUACUACACUUGUACAGCACAGCGUCAAGAAGGCAAACAUAAAAAUCCUAAAAAAUUUUGAUGAAGCAAUAACAGUAGAUGUCGCAAGUUUGGAACCAGAGUCUUUGUAUCAGCGUUCAUAUGCAGGGAGGAUGACAUUUGGAAAAGUCAGUGAACUGGGCCAGUUUAUCCGAGAAAGUGAGCCUGAGCCUGACAUGAAGAAGUCAAAAGGCUCGAUGUUUUCUCAGGCUAUGAAGAAAUGGGUACAAGGUAACACAGAUGAGGCUCAAGAAGAGAUGGCAUGGAAGAUCGCUAAGAUGAUUGUGAAUGAUGUAUUGCAGCAGUCACAUUAUGAAGAAGUCAUUAUUAAAUGUACUAAGCUUUGACGGAGAAAGAAAAUGAAGAAUUACAUGUUCCUGUUGAAGAGGUGCUGAGGUUACCAAGCUAAAUCUUCUUUACCACAGUCAAUGGCAACAAAGGAAAUUCUGCAUCUCUACAGCCCAGUGUAGUUUCUUUGGCCCAAGCUACCACUCAGUGUCAUUUCACAUGAGAAAAUAUUUUUUUGGUCUGCCUUCUGCUUACUAUGAAGGUUUUUUAUUCACAUGAAGGUUAUUAUAUAGAUAAAUUUAUGUGACAGUUUGAAGGCCGACUAUUGAAUAGAAGGAAUUGUUUGAAGGUCUGAUAGCAUUAACAUAAAAGAUUAUGGAAGGUUACACAAAGAAGCCGUUUGCUGCUAUAUGCUAAAUUCAGUGUAUGCAUGCACAGUGCGCUACCCCAUGCGCCUGUCUGCUAUUCAGAAGUCUUUGCCAAAUUGACAUGGUGAAACCUAAUGUUGCACAACUCCGUGAGAGAAUCAGCCUGAAUAUGCACAGCACAAAUUGAAUGUUUGACUGCGUCCCCACUGUUAAUCAUGUCUGUGCUUCCACAUAGCAGAUGUAUAAUAUCCUUUUUACACUGAGGGAUAUUUUUGUAGGGCUGUAAAAAGCCAGUAGUUGUCUUGUAAUUCUUGUAGUUAAAAAAAACAUAUCCAGUGUUAUUUUUCUUGAUCUAAAAAUGUGCAAGCACUUAUAACAUAUGACCGGCAUCAGUAGUGCAGCCUUCCUUUCUAGAGUUGAUAUGGACACAUCAUUGCCUGCUGUUUGCUUGGGAGGGGACACAGGAAAAUGGUACUCAUUUUCCUUUUUUGGACAACUGACAUUUACCAUGGGUCACAGAUCCUUUAUUCAGUGAAGUAUCUGAGAUUCUCUUUAUGCUUGUCUUCUUUCCAUUUCUUCACAAUUCCCAUACUACGCUGUCACAGUUCUAACAGUCAGUGCUGCAAACUUCACCAGCAUUGUCCAUUUUUAAUUACAAGGAGAAGCUAGUAAGCCCCCCGUGACCUCCAUGAUGUUUGUUGACACUGUUUAAAGACAUUUUUUGCCCUAUUGUCUUCCUGACAUAAUAUUUCAGGACUGGUCCACAAAUGUCACCAUUUAGUGUUGCAGCACAAUUCAGUCAUUCUGUAUCAGAGAGCUUUCUUGUUAACAUAAUCUUACAUUUCUGUACCUUACAGUGAUUAACAUUGUCAUAUUUGUUCUUUAAUGUUUGAAACUAUUAGCCAUGGCUUCCUAUACCAUUUUUUGCUAGUUUUAAAAGGUAAAGAAUCUGUUGAGCUGUGUAUAGAGUUUGAGUUACCACUCCAUAUUGCAUCGUAUGUAGUUUACUUAGGGGAGGAAAUAACCACUUUGGUAGUUAAUAUUUUCCUGCAGAUCUCCAUGGUACUCCAUAUGAUGUUCCAAAAGCAUCUCCAAUGUGUUUUCUGAUAGUGAAGCCUGAUCUAUUACAUAGUUCUGUUCAGUCUUCAUAUCUGUAUAUAAUGUGCACUGUAAUAUUGUUAAUAAGCAACAGAAAGACUCUGUAUAUGAUUUUUUGGUACUGUGUACCAGUGAUAUAUUUUUCUGAUGCCUAAGUAUUCAUAUUAUUAAUCCAUAAUCUAUUUAAUUGUGUUUGAUUUAAAAUACAUAUAUGAUUCAAACAUCA
This is a messenger RNA of Protopterus annectens (West African lungfish), 3595 nucleotides long. It is a transcript of the gene AKAP10, whose product is annotated as A-kinase anchoring protein 10. The record is from RefSeq and is a predicted model, not a curated record. Gene Ontology annotation, biological process: intracellular protein localization. Gene Ontology annotation, molecular function: protein kinase A binding. Gene Ontology annotation, cellular component: plasma membrane. Lineage: Eukaryota; Metazoa; Chordata; Ceratodontiformes; Protopteridae.